AUGUCGGACGAGGUGUUACACCUAGCCGUUGGCCGGAGCACCGCCACGGAAGUCUGGGCAUCCAUCACUCAAGCGCUCGGAUCAUCCAGUCAUGUUCGGUGUCUGAGUCUCUUGGGGAAAUUUCAGAUGCUCCGACAAGGCAACGCCACCACCGCCGAAUACUUAGGGCGAGCGCAGCUCCUGGUGGAGUCGCUUACACAAGCUGGCCGGCCCUUGUCUCUGAUGGAACAGAAUUUAUACGUUCUCCGCGGGUUGCGUCCGGAGCUCAAAGCCAUCGCAGCUUCCCUCACUGCCUCGGGGACUCCCGUCUCUCUGUUGCACUUAUCUGAUUUUUUGCAAGCCCACGAGUUUAUACUCGUGGAUGAUUAUCCAUCAAGCAUUGAAGCCGACGUGUCUCCGACAGCCAUAUACGCUGCUCCAGGUCGUGGAUCGCAAGGUGGCAGUGGCGGCCAGCAGUCGCAGAACAACCGUGGGCGUGGCAGUCAUGGUAGUCAGGCUCGCGGUGGUCGUGGGAGUCCGAGAUGUCAGAUAUGCAGAUCUCACGGCCACACGGUCGUCUACUGCUUCAAGAGAUACAGUACCCAACCUCCAGCGCAGGCUCACGUUGCCAUCUCUGGUGAAGCACCGGCGUCAUCCUCGGCUCUACCGUCGGACGGUUGA
Ipomoea nil (Japanese morning glory) is the source of this 660-nucleotide messenger RNA. RefSeq lists its product as uncharacterized. The transcript has a single exon. Lineage: Eukaryota; Viridiplantae; Streptophyta; Magnoliopsida; Solanales; Convolvulaceae. Bases 1 to 660 code for a protein of 219 amino acids. The record is from RefSeq and is a predicted model, not a curated record.